Messenger RNA from Siniperca chuatsi (mandarin fish), 5548 nucleotides. It is a transcript of the gene lonrf4, whose product is annotated as LON peptidase N-terminal domain and ring finger 1. Gene Ontology annotation, molecular function: protein binding. Lineage: Eukaryota; Metazoa; Chordata; Actinopteri; Centrarchiformes; Sinipercidae. The record is from RefSeq and is a predicted model, not a curated record. The transcript has 12 exons. The coding region runs from base 558 to 2339 and encodes 593 amino acids.
UAUUUACGUAACGUAAUGGUGUUACAUAGUAACCCAGCUUUGUGGCUCUGGAUACCUCGCUACAGGGGUUAAGCACGGACACGGGCUACCGAAAGGAAAGAAUAUUAAUGUGCAAAUAUUGUUGUGUGGUUCGUGUUGCGUUUAUGGAGUUUGGAGCGGCGAGGAAAGCGGCGCAGUGAACUGGCAGCUGAGGGUUUUUUUUUAAUUCAACCUACUUGAAAAGGGAAGACGUUAUGUGUCCCAAACCAAAGACUAAGUUAGGGCAUAAAAUGGAUCAUGUCAAUGGGUAAAUUUGAUACGAAAGGGACAUUUGUGAGGUGAGCGUUUGAGAGCUCAAAUUAGCAGCAGCCUAGCUAGAUAGAAACCCGGUCGGGUUCGAGCAGAUGUGAUCAAAGAGGGGACACAUUCACUGUAUCGCUAGCUGUCAGUGUGUUAUUUAAAUGGUCCAUGCAGUACUAUUACACAGAAAAGCCUCGCCGUCCACAUUGCUUUGACGAAAAAGCCAACAAUUCUGCCCGAGGGACGUUGUUCCGGACUGGUGAAAUAAGCCGUCCACCAUGGAUAUGCUGGAGUGUCCGCUCUGUCUCUUCCUGAUGUGCGAGCCGGUGACCAUGUCGUGCGGUCACACGUUCUGCCGGAGAUGCGUGGGGGGUUACCUCCCGUCCAAAUGCCCGUUGUGCAAAGAGAGGUUAAAACAAAGGGAGGUGAAAAGCAUGAAGAACAACGUUUUGCUCAUCAGUGUCGUUGAAAAGUGCUGCCCCGACGAGACAAAGAUGAAGUGCCAUGUACAGGAGAAGCUCAAAGCCAACGACUUCACAGAAGCUUUACGCAUCGCAAACGAGGGGCUAGACUUAGUCCCAGACGAUCAGAAUUUGAAGGUGUACAGAGCUGAAGCGAACUGGGGCCUGAUGCGUUUCUCUGAUGCUCUGACAGACCUCGACUACCUCUGCUGCCUUCGUCCUAACUGGACUGAGGGCUUCUUUCGUAAAGGGAAUGUACUGCUGGAAAUGGGUCAGCAGACAGAAGCCCUCAUCCAGUUCCACCAUUGCCUAAAUCUUCAAGCUGACUUUGUUCCUGCGAAGAGCCAGAUCAAGAAGAUCCUGGAGGCAGGCGGCAUGGCGGUGCCGGAUGAGGUGUCCUGCAUCCUGCAAGUGGUGUCCGAGUACCUGAAAGAGCCCUGCCCCAUUACCAGCCUCAGUGGCUCCCAGGGGCCAACUCACCCUGAGGACCUCAAACAUCCACAUGGGGAUGACAGAGAGGGAAAAGGGAGGAGAGAUGCACACCAGGUGAAGCAUGACUCUGGUACUGAGUGCUGCCUCAGUCUCUGCCAAGCUGUUUCCUUCCUCCCUGCUGCUGAAGAGGACGAGGAGAUGAUGACGAGGAAGGAAGAUGGGCAUGGCAGGGGUGAAAGUAGUCACCGCAGAGAGAAAACUCUGGGGGUUCUCACUGUGUCAGACUUUGAGUGCCCUCUCUGCAUUAGGUUGUUUUUUGAGCCAGUCACUACUCCCUGUGGUCACACCUUCUGUAAAAACUGCAUAGAGAGGAGUCUGGACCACAACCUCCGCUGUCCACUCUGCAAACAGCCACUACAAGAGUACUUUAAAAACAGGAAGUACAACCCCACAGUUCUGCUUCAGGACAUCAUGACCCGACUUUUUCCCUCACAGUUGGCUGAGAGGAAACAGGUCCAUGAUGCUGAGAUGGCUGAACUGUCCAAUCUUACUAAGGACAUCCCUAUAUUUGUUUGCACGGUGGCCUACCCUGGCGUGCCCUGCCCUCUGCACAUCUUUGAGCCUCGAUAUCGGCUGAUGAUGCGUCGCUGCAUGGAGACUGGCACCAAGAAGUUUGGCAUGUGCAGCUAUGAGCAUGGGAAGGGGUUUGCAGACUAUGGCUGCAUGUUGGAGAUCCACACUCUGGAGCUGCUGCCUGAUGGACGGUCCUAUGUGGACACAGUGGGUGGCAGCAGAUUCAGGGUGCUUAAGAGAGGUCAGAGAGAUGGCUACCACACUGCCGACAUAGAGUACCUGGAGGAUCUCAAGGUUGAUGGUAGCGAGUUGGAGCUUUUGCAUCAUCUGCAUGACAGCGUGUACCAGCAGGCUCAGGACUGGUACCAGCGCCUUGGCAGCCGCAUUCGCGAGCAGAUCAACAAACAGUACGGCAGCAUGCCAGAGAAGGAGGAAAACAUUCAGGCCUCGUCCAACGGUCCAGCCUGGUGCUGGUGGCUGCUGUCUGUCCUCCAGCUGGACCCUGCCUAUCAAACCACUGUCCUGUCCCUGACCUCACUCAAAGACCGCUUGGGACACCUCCGCCUCGUCCUUGAGUACUUCUCUCAGAGCUAGAUUCCACAGCACAGUGGUAUUGUAGCCACAACUAGCUGUGAGUCAAAUAAUGCACGUGCACGAAUGGAGCGAAAUCAAAGAAUGCACUCACACCACAGAGGUUGGGGUUGGGUUUUGGACUCUGAACCAUGAAGGGACCAUGAAGUCACAGCUCAAGGCCAAAUCAUCUGGUCAAUAGCAGAAAGAUGGUGAUAUUAUUACUGAAGAUAGUGCAUUUGUACAGAGUUGGGUUUUUGCUGUUUGAGUUCACAUGUUAUCUUUCUUACACCAUUUUGUUCACUGGGAAUUCAACGUUUCAUAAUAGUUUCUGAAUACACAUUGUAUUUGAUGUAUCAGUAAGACCUACAGGGUUGACCAAAAAUGUUUCUCAUUUAGGUCCAUCAAAAGUGGUAAAUUAUUAUUUGUGGAUAAACUAAAUCAGUUAGUUUUCCAAUUAAUAUAGCUGAAAAUAGGCACUAGAUGUCACUGUUUUUUCUCCAAUUAUUAUAAACAUGAAGAACAUGCAACAGCAUUAGCCGAGCUAGUGCAGUAUACUGCACUGUCAUGUGUUGCCUAUUUAAAUCAGACUCUUUGCAUUAACAUAGCUAAGUUUGGAGUGAGAGUAAACAUUGAUAGCACACACAAUCUGUAGAGACUAUGCACAUCAGAGGAUUAAAGUUCAUGUGUUGCAGGUAAUCAUUUUGAAUAUACAGAGUUAUUUGGAUAUUGCCGAAGGGCACUAUUUGUAAUGCUUACAUAGUUGCAUCUGUUGGCCUUGGCAGCCAUUGACUAUGGCUCAUUUUCUACUAAUGAAUAAGCUUAAAAGAUCCCUAUUUAGUAUUAGUAAAUAUUGCAAUAAUAAUUUAUAGUGUCAUGGAAUGGCAGCAGCUGGAGGAUCUUUUUUAAAUGAAAGCUGCUGACGUGGCUGCUGUCUCUGGAUGCAGUUUGUUAUCAUCUGGUGGAAAAAGUCUGUGAAAUUCUGACAAUGAGGAGAUGGGGUCAGUGAAUGGGAGACGUACCAACUUUGUUUUACAGUAUGAACCUGCGUGAUUAUAUAUGUUGAUGGUUGUAUGGAUGCAGCACUGUAUGUAUGUGUGUCAGCUGUUAAUAAGGAGUCAUUUUUGUCAGUCGCGAUCUUCAUUAGCUGAUUGGUUGUUGUUUUAUUUUAUUUUUUAAAUUACAUAUUGUGUGGUGUCAGCACUGAUGACAGCUACUGUCAUGUGUGGUUAUAAAUGAAGCAUCAGCCCAUGACACAGUAUUUAACAUCUCUUGCAGGGAUAGCUGUAAAAUAAUUUAGCUAGGGUCUGACUAGGGCUGAGUUCCCCUACGGUGCCUCUGUGUAGGCCACAUCACCUACGUCUGGCCCCUGCUGUGUCUCCCUGUCUGUCUGGCCCCUCUACCACCAGUCAUGGUGCCUUUGAGUGCCUGGGCCAAUCAUCAGGAGACCUGCACGUCUUAGAGUUCCUACACCACGUAGAGGAUGGACUGUGUGAUUUUUGCCAUUGAUUUUUAUUGAUAUAGUGCUACGUUCCGUGGUAUGUUGAAGCUGCAAUGUUAUGUAUAGUUACUGUACUAACAAAUACGGGCUUAACUGGGUGAAACAAAAGAGCUUUGGUUUUUGUUUUGUUUUUUAACUUUGAUAAAUGUGCCAUAGAUAUUUCUGUGUUAUGUGUUUUAAAGGAAUUGUUAGCUAACUAGUCACUGUGUUUAUGUUUGUCUACAUCAUGGACAAACAUGCCUUUUGUAUGGUGGACAGUGAACUACCAUCUUUUCAUGGCCAACAUAUCGCUUUAGACAGUCAGAAUUAGUCCAGCAAACACUUAAAGAUACAGUUUGUAUGAUACAGCGUGAUAUUGAAGCUAGCUUAGAAUAUAAAGGUUGAUCAUGAGACUCGAUACGCACAAAAACGUCCCACUAAAGGACGAACCAAUGAAUAGACCGAUGGAUACUGGGUUAGCAUUGGUUACCUGAUAAACAUGCUAACCACUGAACUCUGACCUGGGAACUAACACUUUACUUGAGGGCAAGAAACACUGUUUUUACCAUUUCUUAAGAUGUCUGGGAUUGACAUUGGAGUCAAAGACUUUAAUGUGCCAGUUAUCACAAAAUGUCUCCAAAGCUAGUAGCGUUAAUUUCACUGAAAAAUUUCAUAAAGGUUUCUUGCUACCAGACAUGAUUAAAGCUCACUCAAAACAAAAAGGGACUGAGAUUCUUAUAGAAUUUUUGAAUGACCUGCCACGCAGCUGAAUUUCACUCCCCUGUCCUACUUCUUAUCAGAGAAGACCAAUAUUUUUGCACAGUGAAAUUGUUUUGUGUGUUUUGUUUUCUGAUGCCCAGCUACAGUUCCUCACACGUUUUUUUUUCUCUUUUUCAAAUCAUGCAUAUUUCUGUGUGUCACUUUUAUUACUUAAAGAUGCCACCUUUCAUCAAAUAAAAUGGUGAUGUCUGUUGAUCACAGCAAUCUGUCUCAUAUUGGUUACUCUGUUUAAAAAAUAACUUAAUUUCUGCACCUGUGUGUGAUUUACUUCAUGAUUAAAUGCAACAUAUAUUUUGGGGAAAAAUGAUUGUACCCCCAUAUUUUUGAUCCAACUAUUUGUCAACUUAAAGUUUAAGUUGCCUGUCAUCUCUUAAUAGGUUCAACUUUGGUGCUGCUAAUGCAUUGCAGCACAGUCAUGAUUUUUCAUCUCAUUUAGACUGCAGCUUCAUACCCUGGCAGAUGUCCAUUAGCCAUAGUUGCAGUAUAAUUGGGCUAUCAGAAAAUGUCCUCCAACACAGUUAAAACAGUUUGCUCUCAGUCCACAUUCUCUCCAACACAGAACACAAAGCAUAAUAAGUGACCCGUUCUUGGCAGCGAUUCUCCGUGAGAACGAGUCUUACACUUGUGUACUUGGGAAAGGCUGUGAAACGCACCAUGAUGGCGUGUUCUUGCUUUGUGCAGCUUGCAGGAAAAUGUUGGCUGAUGUGGUCUGAUGGUUAGUGGUCUGUGGGCUGUAUGAACUAGAGACAGGCACUGUUAUUCUCUACACUCUGUGCUCAAAGACCUUGAUGUUAGCAAGUUGAAGUACACUUAAACCCACUGAAACUAAAGCAAUUUCUGUCUGACUAAUUUGUAUUCAUUCCUCCACCUCCAAGCCAAGAGCAGUAAAUUAUCUUGAUCUGAUUAUUGUUUAUUUGCUUGCCCCCUGGAUGACUUUUUAAAUGGUAUUAUAAAUAAAGCUUUUCAAAACAAA